Messenger RNA from Eleginops maclovinus (Patagonian blennie), 2807 nucleotides. It is a transcript of the gene znf384b, whose product is annotated as zinc finger protein 384 b. Gene Ontology annotation, biological process: regulation of transcription by RNA polymerase II. The coding region runs from base 329 to 1963 and encodes 544 amino acids. NCBI's taxonomy places the organism in Eukaryota, Metazoa, Chordata, Actinopteri, Perciformes, Eleginopidae. The transcript has 12 exons. Gene Ontology annotation, cellular component: nucleus. The record is from RefSeq and is a predicted model, not a curated record. Gene Ontology annotation, molecular function: DNA-binding transcription factor activity, RNA polymerase II-specific; RNA polymerase II cis-regulatory region sequence-specific DNA binding.
GAGGAAGUGAAGCUUUUAGACGAGGCAGCUGCUUCACCGGAGGGAAAAAAAACCUAAAAAAAAAAAAAAAAGCGAAGAGGUAAAAAAAAAAAAAAAAACUUAGCUUGGCUUUGCAGGAAUUUGCACCGAUUUUUGGAAACAUAGUCCCAAGCUACGGGAGUUCCGGGGAGGCAAACGGAGUCGUCGUUACCGUAGGAUGCUGCCAGUCUGUUUCCAAGGCUGCAUGACCUACCUGGCAAAGUGAGCAUCGGCCCCAAGAGCCACACACCCCCAAGGGCCCUCCAAACCCCCCCUCCCCAACCUCACUGUGUGGCAAUACAUUUGUGAAAUGAUGGAAGACUCUCAUUUUAAUUCCGCGUACUUCUGGUCUCCCAUCCCAUCUGUACCAGCACAGAUUGAGAAUGCCAUGUUUCUGAACAAGAUGAAAGAGCAACAGGAGAAGAAUGCAGCCUUCUCUCAGUCCUCUGCAUCCCACUACCAAACGGCUCUCCUCACCAUCCCAACUCAUGGGAUAAAGACAGAUGGUGGAGGGCAGGCUGGUGGCGGGACUCACCUCCACCCGGCUCACAGCACCCAGAACAUGCUGUCUGUCCCGUCCACAGGCAUCAUGACAGCAGCGGGUCUGGUCAUCACAACUCCUCAGGGAACCCUCGUCUCUCCCACCUCGUCUCAAUCGUUCGUCUCCGGUCAUCAAGCAACGACCAUGAUCGUCUCAGCACUUCAUUCUGCAGAGAAAAAAGAAGGGGACGGUGCGCCCCAUGUAGUCGUGAUGCCGGCACCCUCAAAACGAGGCAGAAAGAAGAAGGCGACGCUGUCCAGAGUCGGUGUGGGGGGGAACGAAACACUAAUACUGGCUCACCUGACAGCAGGCGGACAGGUGACGUCUUUGCAGCAUCACACUGUCGACCCUUACGACCUGUCAAAUGAAGAGGAAGAGCACGGGCAGAAAGACAGCACCAAGACGUACAGGUGCCGGAUGUGUGCGGCGACCUUCCUCAGUAAGUCUGACAUGCAGAUCCACUCCAAGUCGCACACAGAGGCCAAACCUCACAAGUGUCCUCACUGCGCCAAGUCAUUCGCCAACUCCAGCUACCUGGCCCAGCACAUCCGCAUCCACAGCGGGGCCAAGCCUUACACCUGCUCCUACUGCCAGAAAUCUUUCAGGCAGCUCAGUCACUUACAGCAGCACACACGGAACCACACAGAGUCAAAGCCUCACAAGUGUCCCCAUUGCACCAAGUCAUUUGCCAACUCCAGCUACCUGGCCCAGCAUGUCCGCAUCCACACCGGAGUGAAACCUUACUCCUGCUCCUUCUGCCAAAAGAGCUUCAGACAGCUCAGCCAUCUUCAGCAGCACAACAGGAUUCACACAGGAGAUCGGCCGUACAAGUGCAUCCAUCCAGGCUGUGAGAAAUCCUUCACGCAACUCUCAAAUCUACAGUCCCAUCGGCGCCAACACAACAAAGACAAGCCCUACAAGUGCACCAACUGCAACAAAGGAUACGUAGACGCAGCGAGCCUGGAGGUGCACAUGUCCACACACACGGUGAAGCACGCGAGGAUCUACUCCUGUGGGCUCUGCAACCGCACUUAUACCUCAGAGACGUAUCUGGUGAAACACAUGGAGAAACACAACCCCGACCAGCUGAAUGCACAAGCAGAACGAGCGAGACAACAGAACCAGAACCAAAGCCAGGACCAAGGUGCAGCUCAGAGCCGGGAGGACGGAGCAGACCGAGGAUCGAACAGAGCUGGGAGCGGGGGAGCAGACGGAGGCCAGCAGGGACAGAGCAACUACCAGACAGACUCCCUCUCCUGUCCGUUUGACAUGCACCAGUAUAAGACAGUGUCUGCCAGUGACAUCCAGUACAAACCUGUCACCGUAGCUGACCUCACUUCCCACAAAGACCUCUGCCUCACUGUCUCGGCAUCCACCAUUCAAGUGGAGCACCUCAACUCUUAGAGGAGAGAGGUGAAACUGAAGAUGGAGGAUAAAAGCAAUACCAAGACGAACUUUGGAACAUGACUGUGCCUGAACUUUUGUUUGAGACAGACAGGACAAACGGUAUGAGUGAAAUGGAUACUGAAGACUAAUUUAGUUUUAUUUUUGUAAUAGUUUGUCUCCUGUUUUCUUUCUGCCUUGUUUGGUCUGUUUUUCUGUUGUUUAUCAGUCUGACUGGAAGGUGCAUGUAAAGGCUGCAAUAAAGUAUGUUUCGGUCCAUCACAGUGAUGGUUUUAUGAUAGAAAAGGAUUCUAUUCACCCUUGUUUCAUCUGCGCUUCCAUACACAUACAGUUUUGGCAAUAGCAAUGUAUGGUCUCUUCGUUGAUGAAACUGGUAGUUGACUGAGAAGGUAAUUUUUUAUACUUUCAUACAGAGACUGACAGUUUUUACAUCACUUUUAUUACCUCUACUAUGUUGUAAAAUGCAUUCUUUCUUUUUGACCUGAAAAGGGAUUAGAGGUUAUUUCCUUUUCAGGAAAGAGAAAAAUAUCAAUCAAGUAUAUAUAGAUAUAUAUACAACCAGUUUAUAAAGUAUGAUUGUGUGUUUAAAGGCUGUGGUGUUCCAUAUAACCUAUUUAGUCCCAUUUGUAUGCCUUCACAUAACCUUUGAGGAAGUGAUGAGCCGGUUCACGUUUCAUGUAAUCCUAUUGUACCUAUUUGUGUGUAUGUCCUAAAGUUAAUGUUAUCAAAAUGUGUUCUUGCUGUUACUCAUCCCUGAUAACAAUGUUUAUAAUACUUACUUUUAGACAUACUGACACAUCUCUUUUGUUCAGGCUUAAAAAUUCAAUAAACCCUCUGAAAUGGU